AUGCCAUCGGCUACCGAGUCAAAGAAAUCCAUUAUUGGACUUAGAAUAGGUCAAAGUUACUCUAGUAUUGCUAUAAUUAAUAAGGAUGGAAGAGCGGAUUGUAUAGCUAACGAAGACGGUGAGCGGCAAAUACCAACUCUGGUUGCAUUUGCAGGUGAAGAAGAGCUUGCAGGAACUCAAGCAAAAGCUCAAUUGCUAAGUAAUUCUAAAAAUACCAUUUCUCAAUUUCGUAAUUUUAUCGGAAAAAGCUUUACCGAAUGUAAUUCUUCUGCAAUAAAGGGAACUGCUCAAUUAGUUGACAAGGAUGGUGUAGCUGCAUAUUCUGUAGAAUUUAUGAAUAAGGAAUCAAUUUUUACUGUUCAAGAAAUCACUACAAAAUAUAUCACAAGUCUUCGUGAAAGUGCUGAAAAUUUUUUGGGUCAACCAGUCGCUGGUGUUGUUCUUGCAAUUCCUACUUACUUUACUGAUUCUCAACGUUUGGCCCUGAAAGAUGCAACUGAAAAAGCUGGAUUACGUGUUUUACAACUGAUUAAUGAACCUACAGCUGCUAUAUUGGCUUACGAGUCAAGCAUGAAACCUGAAGAAUAUAAUAACAACUUACAUAAUGAUAGAACCGCUUUAAUACUUGAUUUGGGUUCUGAUAGUCUUGAUGUUACGGUGAUGUCCAUCCGUUCAGGCAUGUUUACUAUAUUAGUUACCACCCAUGAUCCUGAUCUUGGCGGUGCCGCUUUCGAUGACCUUCUUGUGAAUCAUUUCGUAAAUGAAUUCAAACGUAAGACACAGAUUGACAUUUCACAAAAUAAACGUGCCUUGGUUAAAUUGAGAAAUGCUGUAGAAAUUACAAAAAAGACUUUAUCAAGUAGUUCAACUUCUCCAUGUUCGGUAGAAUCAUUAGCUGAUGGUAUAGAUUUCCAUGGAUCAAUUAAUAGAACUAGAUUUGAAAUCAUGUCAAAUAAACUUUUUACAAAGAUUUUAGAUGUUAUUUCUAAUGCUUUAAAAGAAAAUAAUUUAGAUACUCAAUUAAUUGAUGAGGCAAUCUUAGUAGGUGGUGCUUCUCGAAUUCCAAAACUUCAAUCAAAACUUCGUGAUACCUUUAAGAAUACGAUUACUGUUAUUCGUCAAGAUUUUGAACCUGAUGAAGUUGUGGCCUAUGGUUGUGCAUUUCAAGGCGAUUUAAUUUGUGCGUUGGAUGAUCAAAUGAUUGCUGAUAGCAUUGACACCUCGGUCACCCUUGUUCCUCAUCUAUCGAAACCUAUAGGCGUACUCAAUGCUGAGAAUGAAUUUGUGGUCAUGAUACCAGCAAACACUCCUCUUCCUGCUCGCCGUAUUUUUCAAUUCUCAAAUAUGAUUGAUGAUCAAAAAAAAUUUUAUGUUCCAAUAUGGGAAGGUGACAUUAUAGUUUCUAAGCCUUCUCCACCAACUGAUGAUAAUUUGGAUAUUGAUUCAAAUUUAGAUACUUCUUUACAAGAAAGACAUCUUAUUUCUCCUGCAAAAAUGUUAGCUGAGCUGGUGUUAACUGAUUUACCUGAAAAAAAGAUGAAUGAACUCAAAGUUGACAUUACUAUAGAAAUAGAUAUUAAUAAAAAAUGUAUUAUUUCAGCAAAAGAUCCGAUAUCUAAUAAAUCGGUUGAGCUAGAAAUUCAAUUUACACAGUAA
This is a messenger RNA of Dentiscutata erythropus, 1656 nucleotides long. The record is from the annotation of a GenBank genome assembly. Lineage: Eukaryota; Fungi; Glomeromycota; Glomeromycetes; Diversisporales; Gigasporaceae.